This is a messenger RNA of Pterocles gutturalis (yellow-throated sandgrouse), 1346 nucleotides long. It is a transcript of the gene RGMA, whose product is annotated as repulsive guidance molecule family member a. The record is from RefSeq and is a predicted model, not a curated record. The transcript has 2 exons. The coding region runs from base 201 to 1217 and encodes 338 amino acids. Gene Ontology annotation, molecular function: coreceptor activity. Gene Ontology annotation, biological process: BMP signaling pathway. Gene Ontology annotation, cellular component: plasma membrane. NCBI's taxonomy places the organism in Eukaryota, Metazoa, Chordata, Aves, Pterocliformes, Pteroclidae.
CAGUGACAUCUCCAUGCAAGAUCCUCAAGUGCAACUCUGAGUUCUGGGCGGCCACAUCAGGCUCCCACCAUCUGGGCACAGAAGAAGCGCCUGAAUUUUGCACAGCCCUGCGCGCCUACGCGCACUGCACCCGCCGCACCGCCCGCACCUGCAGGGGAGACCUGGCCUACCACUCCGCCGUGCAUGGCAUAGAUGAUCUCAUGGACCAACACAACUGCUCCAAGGAUGGCCCCACAUCCCAGCCCCGCCUUCGGACAUUCCCCCCCGGGGAUAGCCAGGAGCGUUCCGACAGCCCCGAAAUCUGCCACUACGAGAAGAGCUUUCACAAACACUCAGCUGCCCCCAACUAUACCCACUGCGGGCUCUUCGGGGACCCCCACCUCAGGACUUUCACAGACACUUUCCAAACCUGCAAAGUGCAAGGGGCUUGGCCGCUCAUAGACAAUAAUUACCUGAACGUCCAGGUCACCAACACGCCGGUGCUGCCUGGCUCCGCGGCCACCGCCACCAGCAAGCUCACCAUCAUCUUCAAGAGCUUCCAGGAGUGUGUGGACCAGAAAGUGUACCAGGCAGAGAUGGACGAGCUCCCCGCUGCUUUUGCUGAUGGCUCCAAGAACGGUGGGGACAAGCAUGGAGCCAACAGCCUGAAGAUCACCGAGAAGGUGUCGGGCCAACACAUCGAGAUCCAGGCAAAGUACAUUGGCACCACCAUCGUGGUGAGGCAGGUGGGCCGGUACCUCACCUUUGCUGUGCGCAUGCCAGAGGAGGUGGUCAAUGCUGUGGAGGACCGGGACAGUCAGGGCCUCUACCUGUGUCUCCGCGGUUGUCCGCUCAACCAACAGAUUGACUUCCAGACCAUCCGCUCGGCUCAGGCCACAGAGGGCCGUGCUCGUAGGAAGGGGCCCAGCCUUCCAGCCCCCCCUGAGGCCUUCACGUAUGAAACAGCCACAGCCAAGUGCAGGGAAAAGCUGCCCGUGGAGGACCUCUAUUUCCAGUCCUGCGUCUUCGACCUCCUCACCACGGGGGAUGUCAACUUCAUGCUGGCUGCUUACUACGCCUUUGAGGAUGUGAAGAUGCUUCACUCCAACAAAGACAAGCUGCACCUCUAUGAAAGGACACGGGACCUGGCCCCGGGCAACACGGCUCCUUCGGGGACACCCCCGGCUCUCUGGGUAGCGCUGCUGUGUUUGAGUCAGUGUUGGCUGGGCUUGUUGUAGAGGUUUGCGCCAUCACACCCUGGAGAGCGGGGAAAGAGGAGCAGGAGAGGACCAUGGAUGAGCUGGCAGCGCUGGACAGUGGGAGGUUGGAUAUCAGAGUGGCAGGGGAUGUCAUCAGAUCUCAUCCCC